Molecule: messenger RNA, 1667 nt
Organism: Hypanus sabinus (Atlantic stingray)
Lineage: Eukaryota; Metazoa; Chordata; Chondrichthyes; Myliobatiformes; Dasyatidae
Exons: 5
Coding region: 977-1408 (143 amino acids)
Source: RefSeq, a predicted model, not a curated record
AUAAAAAUGACUUCGCCAUUCACAAGCCACCCACUAAUUUAAAUUCAGAACUUCCGUGAGAACGGAUGAAUUAUAUUCCUGGUUUGAGAACACCGUGGGUAGAAACACAAGCACAGCUCGAAACCGACAGGGCAACAUCGGGGGAGAUGAACUGUAGAGCAGUGAUGUAUCAGGAUUUCAGUGAGGUGUUGGACCAGGUUCCCAACGAUGAGAUCAUUCGGAAAGUCAGGAUUCACGGGGCCGAGAGAAGCUUGGCUGCGUGGGUUGAUCGGUUACAGAAGGAACACAGUAGUAAUGGAUGGCAGGCAUUCUGCGUGGGCGUCAUACAGUCAGAAAAUGUGGAAGAGCCGCGACUGGGUUUUUUUUUUAUCUUAGUGACAAAUUGAAUGACCAUUUCCAGUAGCUGAAUUGGCGUUCAUUCAUUUUACCUUUCCUGUUCACCCCUCUCCGGAAGCAGGUGAUUCCCAGAUCUCCUUGCGCGGUGAGUUGAACUCUAUGUUGUCUUUAUCGAUUACAGACGAAUGGCAUCGACAUGAUGUCAGAAUAUUGGACCAAACCAAUGUUCAAUGUCGAGACAGCGUCCGGAACGAUUCAGAGCGUGGAUCAGUCACCAUUUCUGAAAAAAAUAAGAUGUGUUUUCGCAAUGUAAGAUUGAUGUUUGUUUUCUGUGUUAGGAGCAAAAACAGAUGAAAGUUGUACCCUCACCUCUGGCGCGAUGGUGGGCAUUGUACUUGGCUUCAUUGGCGUGGGCCUGAUCGGCGGAGUCAGCGGAUGGUUGAUCGCGAGGAAAACGGGAGGGUAAACGCAUUUCUCUCCGAAUCUCAUUUCUACCUUUAAUUAGUGUUUGAGAAUUUCGGCGGAAACGGCUUCUGCUCGGAUUCAGGGGCAUCUGCGGACCGAACCAGCAUUCCGCAUUCACGCCGGAGUUGUUUGUCUGACAUUUGAACGUCUCUCUGAAAGAGGUUUGCGUGCAGCAAUGUUUGUGUGGAAAGCUGAGUGUGUCAAAAAGGCCCGGGCAAUUUUCUCCACUUUACCCAUUACGGUGACUGGAAUCGGGCAUCUGAUAACCAGUGCAGUGAAAGCGAAUUCUAGAGAGGAUCAAAUGGAAUUACAGGAGCCGUUCUCGUUCGGUGUACCAGUGCAGGAAAGUGACAUCUCGCCGGAUUCAUGUAUUGAUCUUUGUUUCUGUCUGUUCAGGAUCAAAGAUCCACCGCAAUCCAAACUCGAUACGAGCAUCAAUUCCGGAAGAACAAGCCCCUUGGACACAGAGACCGUGAACGCAUCACCAAACUACGAAAACUUCCCAAGGAAUGAACAGGACACAAGUAACAAUGCAGAAGAUGGAAACUCCACUUACACGGGACUGGUUCUGGGCGAUCGAUCUGUUUACAGUGAUCUGAAGAGAUGACGUCACUGGUGAAUAGAAGAGGACGGUUGGCCGGGAAUUCACACAUGAGACGGACAACCCUCGUGGAAGAAGCCACCGUUCAAAACGUCUCUCACUUUUGAUCUACAACCGUUAUCCAUGUCUCCGUCUUUUGUCUCUCCAGUGUCACAUUAUCGCUUUAAGAACUGUUUCUGCAUUAUCGCUUUAAGAAUUGUUCAAGCUGCCUCACAGCAGCCAACUUCCGUUUAAGUUAGUCGUUUGUUUACUUUUGGGUUUUUUU